CCUUGGGCUGUCAGCUUUGCUGGGCGGCACGGCGGCAUGGUGGCCGGGCGGCACGCUGCUGAAAUACUGGGGUGCGCAUGGCGUGAUGCGCACCCCAGUUUACCCGAAAUGCGCUCCAGCCGCGGAGCGGGCGCUGGCGAUGUCAGGCGGGAAUUCCACUGACCCUUCUCCCGGCCCAGGAGCUGUGAACGGCUCCCCGUCUCCUCUGCAGACGCCCAGGACCACGGGUCCCUGACUCUCCCCGCGCCCCCCCUGCUGCCACGCUCUGAACCAGCCGGCACCAUGGCCGCUUCCAAGUUGCCCGCGGUGGCCGGGGAGGAGGACACCACCAUCCUCAUGGCCAAGGAAGAGCUGGAGGCCCUGAGGACGGCCUUCGAGUCGGGCGACAUCCCGCAGGCCGCCUCGCGCCUCCGGGAGCUGCUGGCCUCCUCGGAGAGCACGCGCCUGGAGGUGGGCGUCACGGGCGAGUCCGGGGCCGGCAAGUCCUCCCUCAUCAACGCCCUGCGCGGCCUGGGGGCCGAGGACCCCGGCGCGGCGCUCACGGGCGUCGUGGAGACCACAAUGCAGCCGUCCCCUUACCCGCACCCACAGUUUCCCGACGUGACCCUGUGGGACCUGCCGGGGGCCGGCUCUCCGGGCUGCCCGGCCGACAAGUACCUGAAGCAGGUGGACUUCGGCCGCUACGAUUUCUUCCUGCUGGUCUCGCCCCGCCGCUGCGGGGCCGUGGAGACCCGCCUGGCCGCCGAGAUCCUGCGCCAGGGCAAGAAGUUCUACUUCGUGCGCACCAAGGUGGACGAGGACCUGGCGGCCACGCGCACGCAGCGGCCCUCGGGCUUCAGCGAGGUGGCCGUCCUGCAGGAGAUCCGCGAGCACUGCGCCGAGCGGCUGCGCGCCUCCGGCGUCAGCGACCCGCGCAUCUUCCUGGUGUCCAACCUGUCGCCCACGCGCUACGACUUCCCGAUGCUCGUGUCCACCUGGGAGCACGACCUGCCCGCCCACCGGCGCCACGCGGGGCUGCUGUCGCUGCCGGACAUCUCGCUGGAGGCCCUGCAGAAGAAGAAGGACAUGCUACAGGAGCAGGUGCUCAAGACGGCGCUGGUGUCCGGCGUCAUCCAGGCGCUGCCCGUGCCCGGGCUGGCGGCCGCCUACGACGACGCCCUGCUGGUGCGCUCGCUGCGUGGCUACCACCGCAGCUUCGGCCUGGACGACGACUCGCUGGCCAAGCUGGCCGAGCAGGUGGGCAAGCAGGCGGGGGACCUGCGCUCGGUCAUCCGCUCCCCGCUGGCCAACGAGGUCUCGCCCGAGACGGUGCUGCGGCUCUACUCGCAGUCGUCGGACGGCGCCAUGCGCGUGGCCCGCGCCUUUGAGAAGGGCAUCCCGGUGUUCGGCACGCUGGUGGCCGGCGGCAUCAGUUUCGGCACCGUCUACACCAUGCUGCAGGGCUGUCUCAACGAGAUGGCCGAGGACGCGCAGCGCGUGCGCAUCAAGGCCCUGGAGGAGGACGAGCCGCAGGCCGAGGUCAGCCUGGAGGCGGCGGGCGACAGCGGCGUGGAGAAGAGGGGCUCCGGGGAGGGGGGCUGCGAGGAAGCCCCGCUCUCCACCCGCCGCAAGCUGGGCCUCCUGCUCAAGUACAUCCUGGACAGCUGGAAGAAGCGCGAUUUGUCCGAGGAGAAGUAGAAGUGCGGCCCCGCCCCCACUCACCCACAAACCGCGCCUUAGCGCGAGCGGCAAACAAAAAAGGCCGAUGUGGUUAAACCAGAGCUGCAAUUGCUGGGGCCGGGGGGCGCCCGGUGUGGAGGGAGGCAGGUGGGCCCGCAGGGAGGGGGCCAUCCCGAGAGGGGA
Molecule: messenger RNA, 1842 nt
Organism: Lepus europaeus (European hare)
Lineage: Eukaryota; Metazoa; Chordata; Mammalia; Lagomorpha; Leporidae
Gene: IRGC
Product: immunity related GTPase cinema
Exons: 2
Coding region: 283-1677 (464 amino acids)
Cellular component (GO): membrane
Molecular function (GO): GTP binding; GTPase activity
Source: RefSeq, a predicted model, not a curated record